This is a messenger RNA of Anopheles funestus (African malaria mosquito), 7969 nucleotides long. Its product is annotated as carbohydrate sulfotransferase 11-like. The record is from RefSeq and is a predicted model, not a curated record. Gene Ontology annotation, molecular function: sulfotransferase activity. Gene Ontology annotation, biological process: carbohydrate biosynthetic process. The transcript is spliced from 2 exons. NCBI's taxonomy places the organism in Eukaryota, Metazoa, Arthropoda, Insecta, Diptera, Culicidae. Gene Ontology annotation, cellular component: membrane. Bases 1694 to 2773 code for a protein of 359 amino acids.
UUUAGCCUUAGCUUUUUUGGGAAAUUUAGCAAAAUUUAAAAAUUGUUUUAUUUUAAUGCGAAUCGAUUGCAAUGAGUUUCUUUUCACUCAAAUAGUGCUUUAAAUAAAAAAAAGAAUAAAAAACAAAAAAUAAAUUCAAAAAAUUUGAAAAUUUCCUAAGGCUAUAGCUAGUGGGUCAAGAGCGAAAGAGGUAUUUCAAUCGCUCCGGUCAUCUUAUCGUGCGCGCUCCCGCACAGCUCACGGAAAAAGAGGUAGCUGUAUCGCAGGAAUCGCUCCUGCGUGCAGCGCUGCUUGUGGUGCGAAACUUCGCUCCUGGGAGCGCAUCGCACAAUCGCUCCUGUGUGCAGCGCUCCGUGUGGAGCUACCUCAAGCGCACCGCAGACUUUAGAGAGUGAGAGCGGUGCGCUCCGCUCUUGCAAAAGAGCUGCUUGACCCAACACUAGAUUCAAAGAAAUUAAUAACGCCAUCUGUUGGAAAACUUCAACAUACUUUCUUUGCUUUGUAAAAUGCCUCAUACUCUCAUUACUUUUAUCUUAUUAUACUCACCGGCAAUUUGCGAUCAUCGAUCUGUCAUAUCGCUUUUGUUUUUUCCUCUAUCGGCGCCGUCAUCUCAAUCUCUUGACGCAUUGGUUGCGUUUGACUCACUUAAACAACGCUACCGUCCUCUAUGGUGAACGAGCACAUAAACAUAAACAGCAGUGAAAUAUUACAAAUUAAUCUGUAUGUCUAGCAAAAAUAGACAGAAUGAUAAAAAAAAUGAACUUCACAGUUUAAUAUCUGUAUGAACAUUUGAUUUUUUCUAUGUAACAAAUGUGAUUACGCAGCCUAACUUUUGUUUUUUUCGGCACAAAUUCAAGCGCCACAAAUACCGUGAAGUUGUUGCUGUUGCCACUAUGAAUGAUUGUCAUCCGUAAAUAUUAGUCACUUUUGAUUGCUACAUCACACCAUCUUGCGUUUCGGUGCUAAUUGAAUUUGCCUUGUAAUGGCAUUAAAUUUGACACGAAUGCUCCGUAAUUUUUAGUUUGAUCGUUCGAAAAUGUAUUUUUAAAAAGCCUUUUUUGCACAAUUUUUUUUUUUGUGUGUGGUUCAUCAAUUUAUAUCGCUUUUCUUACUUUUUUUAAUUCUAUAGUUGAAACAGCAAGCUAAAGUAAAACCAGCUAAGUAAACUCAUUGGCUCACGAUCGGUAUCGCACGGCAUACAAAGUUUUCCCGCACAAGGGACACAAUUUUUUUAUUAUGAUUGUCUCCACCGUUCAUCGUCUUCUGGUCGUUUGCGUUCGUUAGCGCGAUUUGAAUAACGUUAACGAGAGCUUUUGCUGGCUCACGCGACUUCCAAUCUAUACACGAUCGUUCGCGAGCUCACACACAUGUAUCGUAAUGGCCUAGAGGGGUUUGUUUAUAGAUUUUUUUUUAUUAUUUAACUCCCUUUUUUUAACUGACGCUAAUGCGUUCGUGGGUAUACUUUAGAGGGUGGGAGGAAAAGGAAGAGAAGGAAAGCUCUUUCAUUCGCAUGGUCGGCAGGUUAUGUGGGAUCUUCAUUGUAUUCACAGCUGUUUGCUGGAGGCGACAGCUAGAUUUUCGGUUGUUCCAAUCGUACACGAACCGGUCGUCAGUGGUGUUCCGGAAGGUGGUGAAGACGCAUCAGUUACUGACUGGUUCAGACGCAGAAAGAAGGUAGCCAUUGUGAAGUUCGAUGGGAGCUACUAGUGCACGGCGUCGUGCAAGCAGUUUUGCAGCUCCCAAUAAUCCCGUCACUGUUCGUACCGUUUUGCGAUGGAGUGCAGUGGGUAUCCUGGUGACUUGUGUCGUUUUGGUGUUAAUACUACCGUGGCCCCUACCAUACGAACAGUCGAUCGAAGAGAUCAUGGAAGAUCGUUCGAACCAUCUACAGGAACAGUGUCAAAUAGUUCACUCGCUGGGGAAUUUCUCCAUUGCAAGUCCACAAACUUCCAAACCCCAGUAUCUGUACUACAACUACUUUUAUCAACCGCGGUACCAAAUGUUAUGGUGUGCAAUAAGCAAAGUUGCGUCCAGCAGUUGGAUGUAUCAGUUCAAUCGAUGGGCUGGAAUUCCACGGGAAAAGAUUGCACAAGCGGCCCGAGACAUGAAGGCACUCGCGCGUAUGUACUAUCCAGCACCAACACGUGCCGACGUGGAACAGAUGAAGCAGAACGUCGCGUCACCAGUGAUCCGAUUCCUGUUGGUACGUGACCCAAUGGAUCGGUUCGUCAGUGCGUAUGAAGAUCUGAUCGUUCGUCCACAAAGCGAUAACUAUCGCACCCUCAGGCGUUUCAUCUUUCGCGAGGUGUACGGCAUGGAUACGCCCGUUGGCGCAAAGAACGGUACCACGCUGCCGGUACCGAGCUUCAGCGAUUUCACCGAAUUUGUGCUACGUCGCACGAACGUGCUGGAUCCACACUGGAACACUUAUUACAAUCUGUGCGAUCCCUGCUUCCUGCAACCGACCGUGAUCAUCAAGCUGGAAACGUACGAUCGGGACGUAACGCACCUUCUCCAGCUGGCGAACGUAACCACCAGCGCGGAUAAUUAUGAUAAUGCACGAAACGAUGAUGAUGGAUUCGAGGGACAUCGGCUGAAUGUUAAUCAUCAUCGCACAUCGGGUGACACUUUACACCGAAACGCCUCCACGAUGGAUCGGUUAGCUGAACUCACGAAGGAACAGUUCGAACGUUUGUACCGUCGUUAUGAGCUAGAUUUUCGAUUGUUUCAGUACGACGCUAGUCAGUAUUUUGCACUGUACGGCGAAGACUAACGCGCAUCACGCAUGUCUAACUGUGAUGUUUAGAGUGUAGCUUAGCUGUUUGUUAGCUUUAUCUCAUUAGAAGCUGUCAUGGCAACUAUGGAGUACGUCUGAAGGUAACACAGUGGAUUAAAAAUAUUUUUUUUGCUUAUUUUUGGGUGAAAUGAACGCAAUUCAAAUCCAAUUAGUAUAAGGACAACUUAAAAAUGAUCUAAAAAAUGUACGAUGCAGGCAUAAUGAAAGUGGACCAAUAGUAGUCCAAUAUUCAUUGGAGCAAAUACAAGAAACAAACUGAAGAGGAUGAUGAAUAAAAACUAAGUAAUUACAGUGAUAGUCUAAAGUAAUACCUGCAGUGAUUACAUUUUAUGUUGUCGUAAGUGAUAAAAUGAGGUGGAUUUGAAGACUUUCAAACAAAAUUUAUGUUUUAAUACUACCACUAAUCACUAGAAGGAUUAAAAAUCAAAUUAUCUGGCGGCAAUGAAAAGUUUCUUAGCCUUAUUCUUAUACAGUAAUGAAACAGCAUAUGAAUGUCUCCACCUUGAGCAUUCAGAGCACUAAGAAUGAAUAAAACAAAGCACAGUCAAGGAUUGAACAAAUGCUUUUCAUAGUCAUCCCACUUGAAGUAAGCGAUUAUGGUGGUGUUUAGCUUCGCUUUUCUACACACACCAACACUUUCAUUCACAGUUUGCUUCUAUUGUUCUACCCAGGGCGGAGAAUCGUUUCCAUGCAUGACAAUCAGUCUGUAAGCACAUCCGCGUCCUUGGCAGAACGUUUACUUCAGGCACAGCCAAGGGAGCAUUUGCACCAAAUCCCUUGAUAUGCAAAUUGGUGCGGAAAAAUUGUCAAAGCCGUUGGUUCCAUCGGAUUUAUGCUCGUACCGUGCUUGCAAGCGUUAUGGUGCUGGCGGGUGGAAGUUCAUUCAAAUAUGGAAAUGAUUCUGUGAGACGGAUUAGUCGCCUACCGGUCUACGUCACUUGUAGUGAUGGGAAAAUUGGGAAGAAAUAGGAACGGAACGGAACUGGGUUCGUUUUGUUUUAUUUUAAUGCGAAAUUGUUGCAAUAAGUUUCUUUUCACUUAAAUAAUGCUUGAAAUUAAAAAAAGAAUAAAAAAUCAGAAAAAAAAUAAAAAAAAUUAUAAAAAUUUAAAAAUGUGAUUAGGCUCAUUUUUGCACGAAAUUUUGCCGAUAACUCGGUCGGUAUCCAACGGAUCGCCAAUCUUUAACCUGUGGUCGAUAGAUGGCACCAAUGGCUACAUUUUCUUCUUGGACGGCCAUGCCCUCAGAUGUCUGUGCCAGAAGUUAUUCGAGGAACCGUGUUCCUUACCCUGUUUGAGAAAAUAUAAAAUUUUUCUCAUUUUUCUACAAUUUAGCAAAAUUUAUAAAUGUGAUAUAUUUUAAUGGGAAUUUGUUGCAAUAAGUUUCUUUUAACUUAAAUAGUUUAGCUUAGUUAGUUUAACUUAAAUAAAAUUCAAAAAAAUAAAAAAUUAGAAAAAAAUUUCAAAAAACUUUUCCACUCGAAAAUUUCAUAAGGCUUACCCCUUACGUUUUUUUGAGAAAUUUUACAAAAAAAAUAAAUUGAUUUAUUUUAAUGCCAAUUAGUUGCAAUGUGUUUCUUUUCACUUAAGUAAUGCUUUAAAUAAAAAAAAGAAUGAAAAAUAAUAAAAACUUAAAAACAAUCAAAAAAAAAGUUGACAAUUUCUCAAGGCUAUAGCCUCAGCUUUUUUUGAAAAAUUUAGCAAAACUUAUAAAUUGACGAACCUACCAGGUUCAUUCCGGAACGCACAUCACUAGUCGCUGGUGUUUCCUUUAAGUCCUUUGCUAUUUUCACUUGCAUAUGAAUAUGUUGAGGACAAAUCAAGUUUUUACUUAUAAAAUGUAACAUUGUUUUUUUUUUGAAAUAUUGCUCCUUUUUACAAUGAAAAGUUUUCUACUAAACGAAGUUUAAAUUUAAAUAAUGUUUGGCAAACAAAGCAACUCUUCGAAAACAAAUCAUUUUAUUAUAUUGUCUCCAUAUAUUCUGAACAGCCUAAAGAUACGGUGGACAUUAAUAAUGCUUUCUGUGCAGCUAUCAAAACACUCCACCUCCAGUCAAAUCUUCUAAAUCUCCACCUCACUAUCUGUUUGUGGUCGCCUUAUGAAUCAAAUUCAAAUAAACUGCUUCGGCAUGACUCUCAGCAGCGCGAUUCAAGAUACGGUUCAAAUUUCCAUUUAAAGAUUAUGCAAAUGUACCCACGCUUAUUAUUGAACCGGUUCAUGAUAGUUUAAAGCCUGGCGAUGUGAUAAGCCGCUAACAAGUAUCAACGUUCAUCAUCUAUUUUAAGCGAAACGAUUAAGUUUAAUAACUUUAUUUGGCCUUGAAUGGCUUUUUUGUUUAACUUUGUUGUAUUUUGUUAUUCUUUUUUAACUUGUUAAGUUACCUUGACGAUUAAAUCUUAUCUUCAAAGCAAAAUGUUGUUUCAUCACCUCCACACACUCGGAAUAGUGGCUUCAUCAAAGCCACGAUAAAUGUUGGAUUGAGGCAUGUAUGGAAUUUUGCACAAGGAAAUUCACAUCACGAUGGAAAAUUCAAAAUCCCCCACCAUCGCCUCUUAAACAUCCUCCCGUGUGCAACAAUGUUUUGUCGGUGGCUGUGGCGGUGGCUGUAAUUUACUGACACGCGUAUCACCUCUAUUCGGAAACAGUUGUUGAUGCCCGUUGAUGACUUUCAUAUCGUUCAGGAUGCUGUCCAACUCUCCUUCGGGACGGUUGCAUACACUGCACGCGUGUGGUGAAACAGUUCGGUUUGCACACCGAAAAUAAACAACUGUCCAGUGAGUGAACAAUGGCGGGCCUCAGUUUUGCAACGAGCAAACAUUGUGAUGUGAUUUUAUCAUGUCAUGUUGGUUGGUAAAAUGUGGCAAACCAUGUUGGCGAACUUCUUGCGCAUGAGUUGGCGGAAAAAGGAAAAAUUCUUCAUCCAUCAUGCUUCAGUGCAGGUGGACGAUAUGGUGUAUUACGUGCUUGCGCAUAGUUAUGUUCUUUAUUAUAUUAUUAUUAUUAUAUCUAAAUUAUUUAAAGAGAAAUGUUUUCCAUGUUUUCAUAUAAUAAGCUUUAUAAAAUUAUUCUAUAAUUAUAAUAUUAUAGAAUAAAAACCAAUCAAAUGAAUUUUUAAUAUAAAACGUUUGUAUUCUGUUGUAAAAGUUGUACCUCAAAAUUGAAGAUUGAAAUCAAAUCUAAAAAUUGUGUUGCUGCUGACAGUGAAUUGUUCCCUUGAAAGUUUGCCAUAAACUAUCGACACUGUAUCGAUUCUGCAAAUGGCUACAGCAAUGGAACGCAAGCCUGAAAAAAUAGUAAAAAUUCAAUUCAAACUACAACGUUCACAUACGAUACGACGGUAUGUCUAUUCGACUGCUCGCUUUGCUUCCGUUAGAAAGCGAACGAACAGGCUAUAUCGGAAAGAUUCCCUAGACCGUUGUAUCUUCCUAUUUUUUUGGUUGUUGCAGAAUAUUGAAAACUGUUUCACAUCAUGCUCCGGAAAGGGAACAAAUUUACGGAAGGUGAUCGUUGAGUGAAAAAGUAAAUAAAAUGCAACCGAAAUAAACCGAAUUCAAAAGCCAACUCUGGAAUGACAAGCAUUGAACGGGGAAUGAGAAAAAAAUGGCAUACUUGUCCAUUUUCCUGUUUCUGUUUUUUUUUUCUCUUGUUGAUCCUUUAUUGCACUUUUCCAUCCUGAUCCCAUUGAUGGUCGUCCGUAACUCAAGAGGCUUCUAACGUUUUGCACAUCAUACCAGGCGUACAUUUCGUCAAUAGUUCGUUUCAUUUAUUGAAUUUUGGCUACAUAAAACAAAAAAAAACCUACCAUGCAAUGAAAACGGUGGACAAAACUUGGCCUUACAGUUUUAUCUGUACUGCAGCAAAAAAAAACGAGAGAAAAUAAAUGAAAUGCAAUCAACGUGUGUCAGAAGUACAUUUGUGAAUGAUGAAUCGACAUGUUUUUUUUUUGCUCGAAUGGGGGAAAAUUACUUUCAAUAUGAAACGCUUUUCCAUAUUAAUACAUGGAUAUAUUUUGUAACAGAAAACGAAUUUGUUUGUGAGUUUAAAAGACUCUUUCUUUGUUCGGAAAACUGAACGUAUACUACAGAUUACGCUUGAAAGUAGACUAUUUUCAUGCUUAAGAUUACUUUUAAUAGCAGUGCAUACAUCUAGGCGCAUGUAAUUUAAAUCAUUUAUGUUUUCGAUGGGUUUAACAACUUAUAAAACAUAUUCUUUCAAAAAAUUGUAUCGUCUAUUGUUUUUUUUAGAAUUGAAACUAGAACAGCAACAAACCGUAACAAUGCUGUUCCGAAAUUAGAUCCCUUUGGUCUAUUAUUACGAGUUGCAAUUUGAACCAAAGCUGUCACCUGACUGGCUAAUCACAGGGUUGGCAAAGCCAUCGGAGACAAUUCGAAUGUUUGCCGGUUGAAGUGUGCUCUAAUAUACUAUCUAUACGUUCUACGUUAGCAAAAAUGCAACAAUGAACCAGUUUAUAUCUCAAGUACACUUCACCAUCAUGGCAUCGUUUGACAAAAGGAGUGUAGCUUCUGCAUUGUUUUCUUUUUGCGUUAUAGAUAAAAUUGUGCUUCUCUAAAGAGAGAGAAAACAGUAGAACAUACCUUGAAGAAGGUAAUAGUAAAAGAAAUGUAUAGCAUUUUAUUCCUUAUCAUUUCUUUCGCGAACUUUCACGCGACACCCUGUGGCUCCGAAUGACAAAGUCAAGUGGAUACAGAACAGCUUGUGGAACGGAAGUUGGAACAGUUGGAUUCUUUUUUAUCGCACUUGAAGUUGCUUUACAGGAGGCCUGUUCCAUUGAUAACAAUGUGUCAUACGUUUUAUGUAACUCGUUGGAACAAAAAAGCGGCGUGAGAAAAUAUGGAUCCAGAAUGUUGUCAGCUUUGCCACUGAGUAAUAGCUUUGUGUGUCACAACAAUCUGUUGCUUUUGUUUAUGUUAAAAGGUUACGCUUAGCUAGAAUGAAGUGGUCGGUACUAAAUAAAAAAAAAUAUGGCUGCUAAUUUGUUACAUCUGCUGUCGCUGUCGAGAAAGCGUAGCAAAGCAACUUCAUUUCCGGACGCUUAUAUUGAUUGGUAAAUUAAUGUUAUGAAUGAUUAAUGUAGAGCCGUGAUUACUAAUAAAGUAAUUGAUGUGCAGGACAUUAAUAAACACUGCUUAAUUCAUGUUUAUUACAUAGGGUUU